CCAAACCCUCAUGACAACAGCACAAUUUUACCUUUCCACCCAACAUGUAGGAUUGUUGCCAAGAUUCUACAUGCGAUUCUUUCUUUCUACAUAUUUCGUAUGGCUUCGCCUUCGUCUGCAACAUCACCGUCCGUCCAGGUGCCGCAAGAAUUGACGAAACUUCGGCCAGUUGAAUUCAGUGACCUUGAGAGUGGUUUCUCAGAAACCCGUCUUGACGGCAAGUACGACGACUGCCUUUCGUCUCAUCUCAAAGCCUUAGCGCAGAAAGACAAAAAGCUUUGCGAACUAAUUCCCCGUCUCGAGGCAGAAAAGAUGAUUCAAGAUGCGGCAAACAGGAUCGAAGCUACAAAGAGAGCUUUUCUCAAAGAAGAAGCUACCAGCAGAAAGAUAUCCCCGGAAGGUAGAAAAGAUGAAGGCUCUUUCAAAGAGGAGGAAAACAAAACUCAGGUUUUAGUUCCCAUCGAAAUGCUUGAAAUUCAAGAAGAAAUCUCUCUAGUAACGCAACUUGAAGUCCAAUCGCUUACAUGUAAGCUCUGGCUUCGUAGAAUUCAGUUAAUUUGCCAGCAAGAUAAGCUGAGAUACAAAGAUCUCCGAGAUUUCGAGCGCGCCAUCCUCAGCGCCCAUGAAAGUAUCAAGGAGUAUCGAGGCUUUAUUCACAAACGAAGCCCCUUCGACAGGGAAAAGCGAGCAACUGACAUCAUGAUGAAUUACCAAGAUCGCCUGAAAAGUUCCCUCGUCAAAGCCUUAGAGGAAAAAGAAAAAUCUCAGUUUGAAAUGUUGGAGGAUGACGUGCUAAGAUUUCUUUCUAACUGGAGUCGUAUAAGCGCUUUGCUCGGCCUUCAAUUAGACUUCCUUGACCGCCUGGAAGAUAUACCGCCAGAAGACCGCGACCAUCUUACACUCUGCGACUGGAUCGUGACUUUCCUUCGAAAUAACUAUGAAUCUGUUGGCUUAACUGACAAAAGCUGCUCUAGCAAGGAAUUGCUUGCCUCUAUUGGUUUUGAUCCUCUGAGUUUAGGUGCUGAAACCAUUGUGGCGCGCGCGCGAAAUACGCAGCAACAUAUCGAUGUGUGCGAAUUGGCAGAGAUUUAUAUUGAAGACGAGUUCAAAUAUAAUAUUUUGCUGUCUCCAGUGAUUCGAAGGUUCCCCUUACAAAGCAAUUUAAUAAAUUCAUGGUUUCAACUCCCACGGAAUAUCGGCGUGAAAGGAAAGGUUGCCAAUCUGCUUUGCGAAGUCAACAUUCUAAACCUCGUGACAGAGGAAUCCCUCGCUUCUGGCACUAUCCGCUCUAAACUCAGCGAUUUGAUGUCAUUCAAAGACGGAAAGAGCGUUGUUCUAUUUCAUGGCACUGAUCAUCAAAGCGCUUGCGACAUUUUAUUUCGUGGAAUAGAUUUGUGUCAAGGACGACAGAAGCGAGACUUUAGCUGUGGAUCAGGAUUCUAUUUGACUGACAAUAACAAUGAAGCUUUGAACUGGGCAAAGAACACAACAGCGAAACCAGCUUUGUUAGUUUUCAGGGUGAAUCAAAAAGAAUACCUAGAUCACGCAGAAAAAUUAAACCUGUUUGAAAAUGAACGAAGAUGGCAGGAGAUUGUGUCUUCGUUUCGAUCGGGAAAGAAAACCGCCAAAACACGUAAGAGCUUAAGUGCGUAUGACUUGAUUGAAGGGCCAGUGGGAAGAAUGAGAAGGAACGAGAUGUCUGACGGGAUUGUGUUCGAGCCAAAGCCUUUCUCUUAUCAAAUGUGCUUGAAUUCUGAUGACUUCGCUGACACUUUUCGAAACACUCUCCAUUCAAUCAUUUUUAUGGAAAUCUGUUGAGGCAAACUACGCACUUUUCAAAAAUAACUGCCGAUGUGUCGUUCCGUGGUCAUGAAUUGAGACAAAGGCGUCGUUAUGCAAUAGAGCUCCGCGCGUUCCGUGGCGCGCACACGCGAGUAUCAGUGCCAACAACGAGAGUCAGUUAAUUUAAACUGCUCUUUCACGAGAAUUAUCGCAGUUGUAGUUACAAGCCCUCAGGAACUUUUACUCCAAUGCCGGUCAUCCACAGUCAUAGGAACAAAACCGACAAUUCUUCCUUUUCUGUCAAAUGACUGGAUUACACAUGUAGCGAAAAAACCCUAAAUUUCUUGACUUUGUCGUUUCAAUUUCCCGAUCAAAAAUAAAUUAUGAAGUAUGAGUCAUGUGAACAAGCUCGAAAAAGUCAUGCUGGAACUGAGAUAAAAUAUGUAAAUUGAAGCCGUCUACAUUUUGUAGAUACCGAUUGACCUAGUCUUCCCUCCCGAAAAUUUCAAGAAAAAAAAAUUUAAGUAACCAAAAUAUUCCAAGAUCUGCGAAGAUUGCUUUGCAAAGAGUUUCAUUUUAAGACUGCGAUAUGUCACGAUUUUAGUGAAGAAUUCACGGGAUAACUUAUUAUUGUCGAAAAAGCUGAAAACAUUUUACUAGAAAAUCUUUAUUAUUAUGAUAUCAUAAAGAUAACUGUUGCAUGUCUGAGGAUUAUAAAGUGACCUGGAUAAAGAGGUCCUAUAAGGCUGUAUAAUUUGUAAUAUAUCGAUACUGUAAGCUAAGUUGAAUAUCUCCGUCGGUUUUACUAUUCCAGUAUGUUUAUGAAAACUGUAAAUCCAGCCCUGUGUCGUCCUGAUGCGUCAAGAGGCUCCAGCAAUUCGUAUUUGCAUCGAAAAUACAAACUAAUCAGUUUAAAUUUACCAGAGAGAACUA
Messenger RNA from Stylophora pistillata, 2715 nucleotides. RefSeq lists its product as uncharacterized. The record is from RefSeq and is a predicted model, not a curated record. Lineage: Eukaryota; Metazoa; Cnidaria; Anthozoa; Scleractinia; Pocilloporidae.